CACACACAACACGGCUGAGCUGCUCCUGGAUCUGGAUGCGGGCAUCCUUGGAUUCUGCUCUCGGCACGGGCCUAACACACGGAAACUUAACGGGACAACAAUGGUGCACGCCUCGGCGGCUCAAUAUGCGGCUGCUGGUCGUUUAGGGGACCGGGGAUUGUGGUCAAUGUGACAUUCACUGACGUGCUGGUGCUGAGUUUAUUGUUCUGGUCCUAGACGUGGAGCAGCGAUUCUCGAAGAAGAUGUUGAGCCGAUUUAUGAGUGGCAGCAUCAGGAAUCUUGAGCGGGAAUACAGCUGUACCGUCAGACUGCUGGAUGAUACGGAAUACACAUGCACCAUUCAGCGAGAUGCAAAGGGACAGUAUCUGUUUGACCUCAUCUGCCAUCACCUCAACUUGCUGGAGAAAGACUAUUUUGGAAUCAGAUAUGUGGAUCCAGACAAGCAGCGGCACUGGUUGGAGUUCACAAAAUCAAUCGCUAAACAGAUGAAAUCUCAACCUCCAUUCACCAUGUGUCUGAGAGUCAAGUUCUACCCGCCUGAACCUGCUGCUCUCAAAGAGGAAAUCACUCGCUAUCUCGUCUUCCUGCAAAUCAAGAGGGACCUCUACCACGGUCGGCUCCUGUGUAAAACCUCGGAUGCGGCCAUGCUGGCUGCUUACAUCCUUCAAGCUGAGAUCGGUGAUUAUGACCCUGGGAAGCACCCUGAAGGUUACAGCUCUAAAUUCCAGUUCUUCCCUAAACAUUCGGAAAAGCUGGAGCGCCGGAUUGCUGAUAUUCACAAGACAGAACUGAUUGGACAAACACCUGAAACAUCAGAGCGAAAUUUCCUGCAGAAAGCCCAGAUGCUGGAGACAUAUGGUGUUGAUCCGCAUCCGUGCAAGGAUGUGUCUGGAAAUCCAGCUUUCCUUGCCUUCACACCAUUUGGUUUUGUGGUGCUUCAGGGAAACAAGAGGGUCCAUUUUCUCAAAUGGAAUGAAGUAACAAAGCUGAAGUUUGAGGGCAAGACGUUCCACAUAUAUGCAAAUCAGAAGGAGGACAAAAAGAUCAUCCUGACAUACUUUGCGCCCACACCGGAGGCAUGCAAGCAUCUUUGGAAGUGUGGUGUGGAGAACCAAGCUUUCUACAAGCUUGAGAAGUCAAGUCAGGUUCGCACGGUGUCCAGCAGCAAUCUGUUCUUCAAGGGCAGCCGUUUCCGCUACAGUGGACGAGUGGCAAAAGAGGUGAUGGAGCAGAGUGCCAAAAUCAAACGCGAACCUCCAGAAAUACACAGGGCUGGCCUAGUGCCCAGCAGAAGUUGUCCAUCCAUCACUCACGGUCCUCGCCUCAGCAGUGUGCCGCGCACACGUCGGAGAGCCGUUCACAUAUCUAUCAUGGAGGGUCUGGAGUCAUUGCGUGACAGCGCCCACUCCACACCGGUGCGUUCAGUGUCCCACAGUGAAUCCUUCAUACCACGCUCCCGGAGCCAGGCCACAGACGCCAGCGAGGGGAUGGCGGUGAUCUCCGACGAGGCCUACAGCCCCUCUGACAGCGUCCUGCCCACCCCGGUGGCCGAGCACAGCAUGGAGCUGGCCGUCUCACGCCAGAUUAACGGGGCGCCCUGCAGCAUUGAGGAGGAGAAGGAGUCGGAGGCGGGCACCCCCUCGCAUGGGGAGGGGGGUGAUUUUGGUGUGGACGGUAGAUCUGCACAGGAGGGUGCAGGGGGGGACUCUGCCCUCAGCGAGGUGGAACAGGUGAAUAAGUUUGUCUUAAGUGUCCUCCGUUUGCUCCUUGUGACCAUUGGACUCCUCUUUGUCUUGCUCCUCCUCCUCAUCAUCCUCACCGAGUCAGACCUUGACAUUGCAUUUUUACGUGAUAUCCGCCAGACCCCCGAAUUUGAGCAGUUCCAUUACGAAUACUUUUGUCCCCUCAGGCGGUGGUUUGCCUGCAAGCUCCGCUGGGUGGGCAGUUUGCUCAUUAACAAGUGAGGGUGAGGUCGUAGAGUUCGUAAGCCCAUUCGGGGGUCUGAGGAGACGGUUAGGACUCCGGAGUGAUGGAGGGCAGCCUCGUCCCAACCAUGAACCCUGCUUCUCUCAUCAUCCUCCUGCAGGCAUACAGCUUGGACCACUCCUGGUAACACUGGGCCAGGAUCUCUGCCCCUCCCCCCUUCCACUUUGAGUUACCCCCCCUCCCUCACACCUCCUCGUUUCGGUUCUUUUCUUCUUUUUUUUCUACAACGUCGGACGACAUUUUUUUUUUUUUUUUUUUUUUUUUUGCAUUUUUUAUUUUAAGUCAUUUCAGGUAUCUUAUUUUUUCAAAAUAACACAAAGGAAAAAAAAUGAAACUGAAAUCAAAGAACUGAAGAAUUUUAAACAGUUCCGUGGCAGGAACGGGAGAUUUUGUUGCAACGGAUGAGCGUUGCCUUCAUUUAUUAUUUAUUGCUUUUAAACAUAUAUUUGCGUAAGAAAAGAAGAGGCUCGUCGUCUUUGAACGGUGACAGAAGAAGCUGAAGUGUCAUCAGAGCGAUGAUGGUGGUGCGUUACGUUAGAGUCACUAGGCCUACUGCUGUGAAGUUUGUGUGAGGAUAAUUAGUGUAAUAACUUUGGAUAUGAAUUCAUCCCCAUCAGAGGUCAACUAGCAUUAGAUACACCUUAUCAGAAAGAAAAAACAACCUGAAGGGAAUUGAUGAAGGUUUGUGAAACAGAACAGACAGGGUGAUUACCAAAUGCCUUUUUGAGAAGUUAAUAAUGACUGUUGGCAGUUUUGAACUUUGUGGAUUGUUUUAAGACACAAUUAAACUUAGUAUACUGCAGUGUACAAAGUAACUGGUGAAGAUCCAAGUUCUUUUUUUAACAUUUUAUAAGAAUACAGUAAAAUAAACCAGUACCAGUAGUGUUAUGUGACCCAGUAGUGUCAGUUGCGGUUAGAGAAAUAUUCAUGACAGCAAAGAUUCACUGGCACCAAUAGAUUAUAGUCUAGCUAGGUGUGCAAUGCUCAUACGGUUUUUAAUAAUUAAGUACUUUUGAAUGUGCCCAUUUGUUCAGUUGUUCUGUUAUUUCUCAAAUUAAUUUGAUUCGCAUUUUUCAUCAAGUUGAAAUUCGAUGAAUUUCAAUGAUUUCUUUGUAUGACGGGGUUUUAUUUCAUUUUUGGUUUCAUAUCCACCUUGCUCUUAGGUUUAUGUAUCAUACUAUAUUAUUAUUAUUAUUAUUAGAAUAAGAAUAAUGAUGUACUUUUUGUACAAAUUAGUUUGUUUCCUAAUAUAUAUUGACAGGUUUUCCAUGUAUAUUUUAACAGAACUGAAAUGUUAUUUUGUUAUUGAAGAUUAAAUUAUACCUUUUUUAGCGCUGUUUUAAGUGAGGUCAGAAGCAUUUAUGGAAAUAUGGAAGGGGGGUCUAAAAAAAACAGGGUUUUUAUCCAGAUCCACUCAACCUCUUAUUUCUCUACCAGCAGAAAAUCAGCCUCCACAUCAAGGCAACUGAUAAACACGUAUUUGUAUAGAAUGAUGUUUUGUUCUACUGCCAUAAAUACUUUUUAAAAUACAUUUUAAACUCUCAUCUUUCAUUGUUCAUUUACUUGAAGAGUUUGAAGAGGGGACUACAAGCAUGACUGAUAUGUUUAUUUUAUUUUAUUUUUUGGGAUCUGCAACAAAAAGAAAAAAACUUGACCUAUGUUUAGCAAAACCAGUAAGAAGGGAAGGAAUCUAAAACUUUUCCCCUCUUUCUACUUAUUAUGUGCAGAUUUGAUUUGUGGUUCAGGCUUUUCUGCCUCAAAGCUCAAGGGAGCAAUAACCGUCAAGGCCUGGUGGAUUCUGGGUAAAAUCUGUUUUUUGUUUUGUGUGUCCACCUCCUGUACUUAGUGCAGGUGUAAGUGAGUGUGUUAGCGUGUCUGUACGUAGGAAUGGAAACAAGACUCGAGUUGAAGGUAGUCUAGACAGAAGAGAGUGAAGUCCAUUUUUUCAACUUUUUUUUUUUCUUUUGCAAAAGGCGAGGGACUUGCAGGAAGAAAAGAAAAGUGAGAGGCGUGAAAUGAGCGAAAGGGGAAGGAAAGACUGAGGGAUAUCUUUAGAGAGAGAUUCAAGUGAUCGGUCUGCUUCUUGGGAAGUUGAGUUUUUAAGAAUAAAUUGGAAAUGAGAGGCACUUGUUGACUCAUCGCUCUAAUUAUGGCUGUGCAGGGUUGCUUGCUUUCAGUCGGCUUUUUUUUUUUAAUUUUUUUAUUUUUUAACUAAACUCCCCAAAAAUCAGCACCUGUGGCUGCUCCAACAAAAGGCCUGACUGGUGCUACACUCUUUGUAGUGUUUGCUCCUGUAUAAUGUGAGAGCGUCAGCCCUUAGCUAAGCUGUAGUUCUGACCACGGUGUAGCAUGCACUUUGGCGUUGUGGCUGGAUCCACUCCUGUAGCUCAUUAUAUUUCACAACCUUUAGUUACCUUUGGUGGAGGGAGCAGCACCGACAUUUACCAGCACACUGCUAGUUGGAAUAUUAAAUUAUUAGUGUUACACAGGCAAGGAAGUUGUCAUAUAUGUCAAUAAUUUGAACUCUGAAACGUCCAGUAAAGCAGAUGCAACAUAAAGCACAUAUUUCCUUGUGAGAACCUGAAGCAGGAGAGACUUUUUUUUGUGUAGAUCCACUUCAUAUUUAUUACUUCUUUAGUGACAUAAAGGUCAGCGUGUCUGUGCUGAGUUUUUAGCGGGACACCUUUAAAGGUCAGUCUGCGUAAGUUUCUCAUACAUCUAUCAGCAUUAUGUAGCUUCAGUGGUCUCUAUGAACAUGCAACAAUUACAAAAAGGCAGCAUUAUUCAAGGAGCAAUAAUCAGUGAACGCUGUAAGAGCAAAGAUUUACAAACUUGUGUAUAAAAA
Molecule: messenger RNA, 4831 nt
Organism: Sphaeramia orbicularis (orbiculate cardinalfish)
Lineage: Eukaryota; Metazoa; Chordata; Actinopteri; Kurtiformes; Apogonidae
Gene: frmd5a
Product: FERM domain containing 5a
Exons: 14
Coding region: 243-1964 (573 amino acids)
Biological process (GO): actomyosin structure organization
Cellular component (GO): cytoskeleton
Source: RefSeq, a predicted model, not a curated record